Molecule: messenger RNA, 789 nt
Organism: Coniophora puteana RWD-64-598 SS2
Lineage: Eukaryota; Fungi; Basidiomycota; Agaricomycetes; Boletales; Coniophoraceae
Product: WD40 repeat-like protein
Exons: 2
Molecular function (GO): protein binding
Source: RefSeq, a predicted model, not a curated record
AUGUACACCCUCAGAUUUCGACCAUUCGGCCAUCUCUUCUCUAUUGUCACUCUUGCAUAUUCACCUAAUGGGCAGCUCAUCGCUACCGGUACAGUGGACAAGAAGAUACGAAUAUGGGAAGCGUUGACUGUGGGUCAAGUUGGGGAUGCUCUCGAGGGCCAUGCUGGGUACAUUCAAGCCCUAGCAUUCUCUCCAGAUGGGCGUCGCCUCGUCAGCGGAGCACUUGAUGAUGGUCUCCGAGUAUGGGACGUAGACACUCACGAGAUUAUCGCAGGCCCCUUCGAAGAUGACGCCCACACAUGGAUUCGAUCUGUCAUGUACUCCCCUGACGGAGAGCUUAUCGCCAGCGGAGGCAAUGAUGGGCUUCUCUGUCUCUGGAAUGCUUACACACACGAGCGAGUUGCCAUGAUACAGCAUUCUGGACCUGUUACGUCCCUCUCGUUCUCCCCUAAUGGAGAACGCAUCGCCUCUUCCAAGUUGAACGUCACUGGAUCUCUCUACCGCACUUCAGAAGGUGAUCUCCGGCACUUUGCCCAUGGUUCUUCCUCUCGACUUUUUGGCCACUUCUCCACUAUUGUCACGCUCGCAUAUUCUCCUGACGGGUCGCUCAUAACCACUGGCUCUGCAGACAGUGUGAUCCGUAUAUGGGACUCCAGGACAGGUCAUCAAUCUGGCGAUGCACUAAUAGGCCAUACAAGCUGGAUUCAAGUAGUUGCGUACUCUCCAGACGGCGGACGUCUCGUCAGCGGCGCACAUAACGAUAGGCUUCGUGUAUGGGACACCAAAACU